AUGCGUCCACCCACCCAGACCGUUGAUCAUCAUCACACCUUGACCCGAGGGAAGCUCUCAGUUGAACACCGGUUCAAUGGUAUUGCGAUUAAGAACGACCAUCUACCCCGGUUGGAAUCAGUCCCAACAGAGGAGCAACCCUUGUUAAGCCGAGACUCAACGCCAUCAAGAUCUUCGUUCCUAUCGCCCGACCUCUCCUUCAGAGACAAAUACGGCCGUUCUCGCCACAUGGUGCACUAUGGUUCAAACAGCACAACCCGCCUCCAUGAAAGCAAAAUAAAAAAGGGAAGCAAGAACCCCUUCGUCGCAAUCAAAGUCUACCGACGCUCCAUCCUCAGAGGUCCCCCAAGCGCUUCUCACUCCACAUCUCUGCAUCCGAGCCACCCCAACAUCCUCCCAAUCCUAGACAUCCUCCACAACGAACGUCGCGAGCUCUGUCUUGUAAUGCCAUACUGCGCCGGAGGCGAUCUGAAUAGCCUCCUAUCCCGUAAGGGUCCUCUCCCAACCCAAGAGGCGGAUUGCAUAAUAACCCAGAUCCUGCGUGCGCUCGCCUUCCUACAUGAUCACGGUACAACACAUCGUGAUGUCCGCCUCGAGACAGUCCUUCUCACGGCCAACGGAGCUGUGAAGCUAGCCGGCUUUGGCGAUGGACAUGUCCGGCGGAUCUGGGAGGAGUCCGCUGAGGCCAGGGCUGGAGGAAUGCUUCCCUCGCAAACACAGCCACCUACACAAAGUAUAUGGUCAUUGGCGCUAUCGUGGCCGCUGAUUUUAAUAUGUCGAUCGUAUCGUCAACGUUCUGAGUCUUCUUCUGGAAAUCGGAGUCAGGCUUUGAUGGCGAACUCACCCACUGCGUCGUUUGUGGGAAUGAGGCUCCCGUAUAUUCCUCCGGAAGAAUUCAAGCUUCAUGUUCCACCAUAUUGUCAUGGUGACCACAGCCAUCGUGGUGAAUGUGAUUCUCGUCCUGCCGAUGUAUGGGCCACGGCUAUCGUUUACAUGGCGCUCGUCACCGAUCGGAUUUUGUGGCGUAGUGCACGUCCUCAUCAGGAGGAUGGGCGGUAUCUGGAUUAUCUUCAUUCUCGCUGUGGGGAGGAUGGAUACCCACCGAUCGAGACUCUGGGCCAAGUAGGUUAUAGCAUGGUUUGGGGUCCUGGCGCAGAAGAAAGGUCGCUAAAAUCUUAG
Molecule: messenger RNA, 1179 nt
Organism: Penicillium digitatum Pd1
Lineage: Eukaryota; Fungi; Ascomycota; Eurotiomycetes; Eurotiales; Aspergillaceae
Product: putative Serine/threonine protein kinase
Biological process (GO): protein phosphorylation; intracellular signal transduction
Cellular component (GO): cytoplasm
Molecular function (GO): protein serine/threonine kinase activity; ATP binding
Source: RefSeq, a predicted model, not a curated record